CAAUUAUGGUCUUCCGUCACUCUUUCCACAUGUUCUCGAGUAGCUGGCUGUCAGACAGCAGGUCAAUAAGGCUCUGCGUUGGUCGUCGUUCGUUUUGGGUAGCUGUCCGGCAAUUAUAUUCGACGUGAUCGUGAUCGUUUUUGUUAUUCGGUUUGGCGCUUUCCGUGAUUUUUUUAAGUGCGCGUCGAAUAACAGUUUGCCGUCGUUUCCUAUUGAUUCUGUCUGCGAUUUUUCAACCCGUUAUUCUAGUAAUUAGUGUUCAAAAUGGCAGCAACAAAGGCAACUAGCAGUGCUUUGCGCGCUUUGGCUGUGGAAUAUAAGAGUCUCCAGGAGGAGCCAGUAGAAGGUUUUUGCGUCAAGCUCGUCAACGACGAUAAUCUGUUUGAAUGGGAAGUGGCUAUUUUUGGACCUCCUGAUACCUUGUAUAUGGGAGGUUGUUUCAAGGCCAGGAUGAAAUUUCCCCCGGAUUAUCCUUACUCGCCGCCGUCUAUUAGGUUUUUGACGAAAGUGUGGCAUCCCAAUGUAUACGAGAAUGGCGAUCUGUGUAUUAGUAUACUUCACCCACCAAUAGAUGAUCCCCAGUCAGGGGAGUUACCCUGCGAACGGUGGAACCCGACGCAAAACGUGCGCACUAUCCUACUAUCAGUUAUAUCACUUCUUAACGAGCCAAAUACUUUUAGCCCCGCUAAUGUUGACGCUUCGGUCAUGUACCGCAGGUGGCGCGACUCCAAGGGUCGCGACAAAGAAUAUGAAAACAUUAUUAGGAAACAGGCAAUGGCGGCAAGGGCGGAAGCCGAACGUGACGGCAUUCAAGUGCCGCUCACUCUCGAAGAUUACUGCAUCAAAACUCAGGUCAAACCCAAUACGUCCGACUCGCAGGUCGAUAUGACCGACUUUUACGACGACGACUAUGACGAGGACUACGAAGAUGUGUCCGACGGUUCUGACUACGCCGAAGACGACAACGACAGUGGCAAUGGCGAGUCGUGAUGACGUCAUCAUCGUAAUCGUCGUUAUCGGCUCUCGGUCGUUGUACAUUAAUUCAUUUAACAUAAAAAUGCGUGUGUGUUUGUAGUGCGUCGGGACUUUUUUUUUCGUUUUUUCCGGGGAAAACGCGUGCUCGGGUCUUGUAUAUAUAUGUAUAUAUACAGGGUGUUUGGAAAAAGAGGCGGAAAUAUUUAAAAGGGUCAGUCGGGUCGUCUUGUGUGAAAAAAAUCUGUAGCUGCGGAAACACAUCCUCAUCAAUUUUAAGUCAUGAGAGGUCAAACGUGUGUGCAAACAUUGAAUUUUGACGCGGUACCUUAAAAACAUAGUAUUUGUGGCCCUAUUUAUACACUGUUUUUGACUCUAAAGGACCAAAAUACUUUGGGUGCAUCCAUCCUAAUACCACUCGCACUAAUUUUUUUGCUGAUGUGUUUGUUAGGUGAACAACCAAAAACAUUUCACUUUCUGUCCUAUAGUCUUCCCUUUUCAAAGAGAAAAUAAACAAUUUUAUGGCAUAUUUUCAAAAAAAUAAGGAAUGAAAUA
Cylas formicarius (sweet potato weevil) is the source of this 1527-nucleotide messenger RNA. RefSeq names its product ubiquitin-conjugating enzyme E2 R2. Bases 265 to 990 code for a protein of 241 amino acids. The transcript has 4 exons. Gene Ontology annotation, molecular function: ubiquitin conjugating enzyme activity. The record is from RefSeq and is a predicted model, not a curated record. Gene Ontology annotation, biological process: protein polyubiquitination; ubiquitin-dependent protein catabolic process. NCBI's taxonomy places the organism in Eukaryota, Metazoa, Arthropoda, Insecta, Coleoptera, Brentidae.